This is a messenger RNA of Eucalyptus grandis, 2295 nucleotides long. Its product is annotated as TMV resistance protein N. Bases 509 to 1816 code for a protein of 435 amino acids. The transcript has 2 exons. Gene Ontology annotation, biological process: signal transduction; defense response. The record is from RefSeq and is a predicted model, not a curated record. Gene Ontology annotation, molecular function: ADP binding. Lineage: Eukaryota; Viridiplantae; Streptophyta; Magnoliopsida; Myrtales; Myrtaceae.
CCUCCGCCUCCUCCUCCGCCUCCUCCUCCUUGCACGAUCAUCUUCCUCUCGAUAUCUGCUCUCUCUCGGUCGCGUCAUCGCAGUCGCUCGCCGCCUCGCCUCCGGCCCUCCCUCCUUCGCAGCCGCAGCCUCGCCUUCGGCCCUCCAUAGCGGCAUCGCAGUCGCGGCCCUUUGGGUCGCCUUGGUCUCUGUUCUUGCUCUGGCCCUCCGUUGCUCACGGCCUCGCCUCCGCUCCCUCGUCCUCGCCUCCACCCUCGAUUCUCUCGCAGUUCCCGACUCGCGGAGCGUCCGACACAAUACGGGCCUCCGGAGAGUGCCCGUGCUUCAUAGGAUAUAAGGGAUCCAUUAAGGGAAGAUCCCUCUAUGCCUUCUUUCUAGUCUCAUGAGAUUGUGAGUGUGAUCCAACGGGAUAGACUGAUCACACAUUGUAAUCCCUGAAUCAAAUCGAGCCAACAGAGCUGACCUUCUUAAUCUCUCUUUCUUGUUUUUGUCCCCAAGUUCCUGAUAUAUGGUCUCUUCCAAAAAGAAUUACCAUGUGUUCGUGAGUUUUAGAGGCACGGACGUCCGCAACAACUUCCUCCAUGAUCUCUAUGCAGCUCUGAAUCAGAAAGGGAUAUACACUUUUGUGGAUAGCGAGGAGCUUAGGAAAGGAGAGCAAAUAUCACCGGCGCUUAUGAGAGCAAUCGAGGAAUCGCGCAUCGCGAUUAUCAUUUUCUCCGAGGACUACGCUUCCUCACGGUGGUGUUUGGAAGAGUUGGUGAAGAUCAUGGAGUGCAAGGCACAGAAGGAGCUGAUUGUGUUGCCUGUAUUUUACAAAGUGGAACCAAGAGAAGUAAGAUUGGGGAGAAAGGCUUAUGGGAUAGCUAUGACUAAGCAUGAGAAGGAUCCUGAGAAGGAUCGGAAGACAGUGGAGACAUGGAAGAAAGCUCUCUUCGAUGCUGGUAGCUUGUCUGGGUGGACUUGCGAUAAUGGAGAUGAAGCAGAGGUCAUACAAAGCAUUGUAAAGGAAUUACCAAUUCGUCUAGACCGAACACCCUUGGAUGUUGCUAAAUAUCCAGUUGGAAUAGAGUCCCGAGUUAAAAAACUAAAAUCAUUGUCACAAGAAGAGUUGGAUGGUGAUGAUGUUCUCAUGAUAGGUAUAUGGGGACUUGGAGGCAUAGGGAAGACUACGAUUGCUAAAGCGAUAUAUAAUGCUAUUGAAGGACAGUUUCGGGGAGCUAUAUUUUUGGAGCGAGUUAGAGAAACUUCAAAGAAAUGCAAUGGUCUAGUUGAGUUGCAAGAAAAACUUCUUUCUCAAUUACCUCCUAGAAAUCUUUCAGUCUAUAGUGAAAGUGGAGGAAGUAGUUUGAUAAGGGAAAAUCUUCGUCAUAAGAAGGUUCUCCUGGUUCUUGAUGAUGUUGAUGAUUUGCGUCAACUGGAUAUGUUAGCUGGAGGAGGUGAUUGGUUUGGCAAAGGAAGCAGAAUAUUUGUGACAUCAAGGGACAAACAUUUGUUUACUUCUCUUCGUUGCAAAUAUUGUGUGUAUGAAGUUAAACCUUUAGAGGUUGAUGAGGCACUUGACCUUUUUAUUUGUCAUGCCUUUCCAAACAGCCAGAAAGUUGAAAUAAGAAAGGAUAUCAUAGAUAGAGCAGUGCAUUACGCUAGGGGCCUUCCAUUAGCCCUCGAAGUGUUGGGCUCAUUCUUAUGUGGAAGAAACGAACUAGCAUGGGAAAGUGAGCUGCAUAAACUCUCCAAUAGUCCAAAAGAAAAUAUCGAUCAAAUUCUGAAGAUAAGCUUCUAUGGAUUGGAGAAGAAUGAGAGGGGGAAUUUUCCUUGACAUUGCCUGUUUCUUCAAGGGAGAAAGUAUAGAAUACAUCAAAGAAGUUCUCGAUGGCUGUGACUUUGCGACGACUAUAGGAAUAGAAAUUCUCAUUGAGAGAUCCUUGAUAAGAAAUGAGCAUGGGACCCUACAAAUGCAUGAUUUGGUUCAAUUGAUGGGUAAGAAUAUUGUUAUGCAAGAUAAUCCUGGGCAACGCAGUAGAUUAUGGCUUUUUUGAAGAUGUUUUGGACAUUCUAUGUGAAGAAAAGGUAAAAGUUGUUUAUGUAAACAUUGUUAUAUCUCACUUUCAUGUUACUUUGAUUUGGACGGUAUAUUAUAAAUCUCAAUGGAAAUUUUGUAUGACAACUGAAUUUGCUCAAUUAUGGAUAGGGAACGGAAGCAAUAGAGGCCAUAGUAGUGGACUUGCUAACACCAGAAGAGAUAAAUUUGAGUCUUGAAGAGAUAACCAUAGAGGCUGAUGCUUUCAAAAAAAUGAC